Ectocarpus sp. CCAP 1310/34 is the source of this 270-nucleotide messenger RNA. The record is from the annotation of a GenBank genome assembly. Lineage: Eukaryota; Phaeophyceae; Ectocarpales; Ectocarpaceae.
AUGAGAACCAGCUGCGCCGACCUUCUGACGGCUGCUGACGCUCUCUCAGGAGGAGACAUCGAGGCCAACAUCGUGGAAGCCGACAUCGCUUGCGACGAAUGGACGACGGUUGAAGUCGGGCAAAACAAGCUCAAGUUCGUCGGGAGCGGGGCCACUUUCACCAGCGCCCGCUUCGUCGUGGCUGCAGGCGCGGUUCUGCGCGCAGACGUGCCGCUCGUGUUCACGGGUGAUCAGACACAGGUACUUUGUACCUGCAUGUGGUUUGUUUGA